Drosophila persimilis is the source of this 2789-nucleotide messenger RNA. It is a transcript of the gene Hmt-1, whose product is annotated as ATP-binding cassette sub-family B member 6, mitochondrial. NCBI's taxonomy places the organism in Eukaryota, Metazoa, Arthropoda, Insecta, Diptera, Drosophilidae. Gene Ontology annotation, molecular function: heme binding; ABC-type heme transporter activity; ATP hydrolysis activity. The transcript has 5 exons. Gene Ontology annotation, cellular component: membrane. The coding region runs from base 1 to 2616 and encodes 871 amino acids. Gene Ontology annotation, biological process: transmembrane transport; heme transport. The record is from RefSeq and is a predicted model, not a curated record.
AUGUUGUACUGCCCGCCGAAUGUGACGCUCAGCGAGGUGUGGACCAAACAUGGCAUCUCUCACUGCUUCAUGGACACCGUGGGUCCGUCGGUCUAUGGUGGAUUUAUACUGCUCUUUGGAUGCAUACAGCUUCUGAUGUACCGAAGGUAUGCCACUCGCAUCACGGAUCCCACACAGAUCUCCAAGUCGCGGCUUUAUGCCCUGCAAUUGUUCCUGCUGUUCCUGUUGCCCGUGUUAGCUGUAAUGCGAUUCUUCUUGAAUGCUCGCAUCUACACAGACAGUGCUGUUUAUGGCUAUAUGAUCUAUUCAACUGUUGUGGUGUGCUUUGCAUAUCCAUUUAGCAUCUGUUUGAUACUUAAGGAGCGUUUCUAUCUACUUCCAUCGGUGCCAACGCGAGGGCAUGGACUUGUUCUUCUGCUGUUUUGGACCCUGGCCUUUAUCAAUGAGUCGCUGGCUUUUAUUAAUCUGAGACACGAGGAUUGGUGGUUCAAUCUUAAGAGCAACAAGGACCAAAUCGAAAUGGGACUAUUUGUCACGCGCUUCCUAGUCUCUCUGCUCAUCUUUGUGCUGGGUCUAAAGGCCCCUGGCAUUAUGGCGCCCUAUCAUCAGCGACUGGUGGACAAUGACUCAUCCAGCGAGUCGCAGGCGAAUGCACAGACGGGUUCCGCCUUUAGAAAUGGCUGGCGCAAGCUGCGCAAAAUCUUUCCCUAUCUGUGGCCCAAAAAGGAUUUGGCACUGCAAAUCGCUGUCCUCAUUUGCAUCAUGAUGCUGAUUGCCGGACGCGUCAUUAAAUUGUUUUUGCCGAUUUAUCGCAAGAAGUUGGUGGACAGCUUGACCAUCGAGCCGAUAAUCUUCCGUUAUGACUUUGUGCUGAUCUAUGUGGCCCUGUCGUUCCUCCAAGGCGGCGGCACUGGCACCAUGGGCCUGUUCAACAAUCUGCGCACCUUCCUCUGGAUUCGUGUGCAGCAGUACACGACCCGUGAGAUUGAGAUCGAUCUGUUCCGUCAUCUGCAUCAGCUAUCUCUCAGAUGGCACCUGCAGCGCAAGACGGGGGAGGUGCUGCGUGUUAUGGAUCGAGGCACGGACUCGAUUAAUAAUCUGCUCAACUAUAUUGUGUUUUCCAUCACGCCCACAAUUUUGGAUCUGCUGGUGGCUGUGGCCUUCUUUAUCUAUGCCUUCAACUGGUGGUUCGGCUUGAUUGUGUUCCUCACAAUGUUCUUGUAUAUAGCCUCCACAAUUGCGAUUACGGAAUGGCGCACGAAAUACCAAAGAAGAAUGAAUAUGGCAGACAAUGAGCAGCGUGCACGCAGUGUGGACUCUUUGCUGAACUUUGAGACUGUUAAAUACUACGGAGCGGAGAAUUACGAGGUGGAUUGCUACAGGGAGGCCAUUCUCAAGUACCAGAAGGAGGAAUUCCUGUCGAUGCUCACCCUCAACAUGCUCAACACCGCUCAGAAUAUUAUACUGUGCCUGGGUCUCCUAGCCGGCUCCCUCCUUUGCGUGUAUUUGGUGGUCCAUCAUCAGACCCUCACCGUGGGUGACUUUGUGCUGUUUUCUACCUAUUUGAUGGAGUUGUAUAUGCCUCUAAACUGGUUUGGCACCUACUAUCGGGCCAUCCAGAAGAACUUUGUGGACAUGGAGAACAUGUUUGAUCUGCUGCGUGAGGAUGAGGAGAUUGUUGAUGCGCCCGGAUGUGCCCCCCUUCUCACAGCAGGCGGUGGCAUUGAGUUCUCAAAUGUGACGUUUGGCUACACCCCAGAGAAGAUUGUCCUGCGCAAUGUGAACUUCACAGUGCCUGCCGGCAAGACUGUGGCUAUUGUUGGUCCUUCGGGAGCUGGCAAGAGCACAAUCAUGCGUUUGCUCUUCCGAUUUUACGAUGUACAGACGGGAGCCAUCCUGAUCGACGGCCAAAACAUAAAGCUCGUGCAACAGCAGAGCCUGCGCAAGGCUAUUGGUGUGGUGCCCCAGGACACGGUGCUGUUUAACAACACCAUUUUCUAUAACAUCGAAUACGCAAAGUUGGGGGCGUCUGACGAAGCCGUCUAUGAGGCGGCCCGAGCAGCCGACAUUCACGAGAAGAUCCUCAGCUUUCCCGACCGCUACGAGACGAAGGUGGGCGAGCGUGGACUGCGCCUGAGUGGCGGCGAGAAGCAGCGAGUGGCCAUUGCCCGCACCCUGCUAAAGGCACCCAUCAUUGUGCUGUUGGACGAGGCCACCUCCGCUUUGGACACGCACACAGAGCGCAACAUCCAGGCGGCUUUGGCCCGCGUAUGCGCUAAUCGAACGACAAUUAUUGUGGCGCAUCGGCUGUCGACCAUCAUUCAUGCGGAUGAGAUUCUGGUGCUGCAGGACGGCAGCAUUGUGGAGCGGGGCCGGCACGAGCAGCUGGUCCAGCGUAACGAUGGCAUCUAUGCGGACAUGUGGCAGCAGCAGCUCAAAAAUCUGGAUGCAGAACAAAAUGCCGCAGACAAUGCAGAGGCAGAGAAUGCGGGCUUCGAAAAACCAAAGCCGGCACGUGAUGCUAGCGGUGGUGCGGGUGUUGCGGGUGGUGCUGGUGCUGGUCCCAGUGGUGGUGCCCACUUUCGAGCAGGACAUGCUCAUGGUGGAGCGCGUUAACCGUAGCUUUAAGUAGGCACUUUUUUGUUAUUCCUAUUAUAUUCCAUGUGUGAUGUGUGGUAUUUUGUUAUACGUUUAUGAUGCAUGAGCAAUUUGUCGAAAGUCUAAGUUCGUUUAUAAGUAAUCUUAUGCGCUACUCUUAAAAUAAAUAACGUAGAUUUUUAUAGACCCAA